GGUGAGAGAUUAGUAGUUUAGUGUGACAGUCAUCAUUUUCUCUUGAAAUCAUGACUUGUAUUACACGGAGAUGUCUACAAAAGCAAAAGGAAUUCAUCCUUGAUGGUGUGGCAGUGGACACCAUUGGUAGCGGAUAUGCUCACAUCCUGCCCAAGCUGUGGUCUGCACUGCCACCAUAUAAUGCUCAAUUAGAUAUCCAUGCUGCUAGCUAUUUCUCAUCUCCAGUGGUGAAAUCACUGCUAAAAAGGACGGAGCAGACUCGUGGUGGGACCUCUAGGGAUGGGUGGAUAGUGGACUAUUUCCAUAUCUAUGGGCCAGGCCAGAGGUAUUUGAACAGGAGAAACUGGGCAGGAGCAGGUCACUCUCCAGAGCAAGUGGCUGGUCACCAUCUAUACUUGAUGGGUACAAAGCCAGCAACAGGUUGGAACGGCCGAUAUGGCUAUCGCCGCAACACUCCAGAUCUUCGCACACGCUCUUCUUGCUUUGGUGAAGUAACAUGGCUCCCUAUCCACUGAAGAACAUCAGAUUAUAUCAAUCUGUCUCUUUUUCUAACUUAAAUGCUCUUCGUAUGUUUUGUUUGUUCUUGAUUUUUCCAAAAUAAUAAAAUACUUUUAAUUUCUUAUUUAACAGUUUGUUGCUUGAGGGAAGGGAAAUUCUGGCAGAAGAUUACAUUAGGACAGCAUUUUCCUAACUGGGCAUGGUAGCUGGGAUGCUUUGUGGGAGGAUGAAAGCUGUACUAUAGUCCAAGUUGGGGAAGGAAGGAAAAGAGUGAUAACAAAACAUUCUGACUGUGACAAAAGUGGAUAAUCG
Thamnophis sirtalis is the source of this 810-nucleotide messenger RNA. RefSeq names its product sperm microtubule associated protein 1 (gene SPMAP1). NCBI's taxonomy places the organism in Eukaryota, Metazoa, Chordata, Lepidosauria, Squamata, Natricidae. The record is from RefSeq and is a predicted model, not a curated record.